Messenger RNA from Microdochium trichocladiopsis, 880 nucleotides. RefSeq lists its product as uncharacterized. NCBI's taxonomy places the organism in Eukaryota, Fungi, Ascomycota, Sordariomycetes, Xylariales, Microdochiaceae. The transcript is spliced from 2 exons. The record is from RefSeq and is a predicted model, not a curated record. The coding region runs from base 83 to 391 and encodes 102 amino acids.
GGUUAUUAUAAGAACUCUAUGCAGGAUGACGACGUUCGGCCUACCUCCAUGAUUUCUCCUCUUUCAACUUCCAACUGCGAGCAUGGAUUCUCCCCAAAACGAGAAGCCCUCUGCCGAGGGGGAUAAGCGUCUCCUGAACUUGUAUGGAAAGAUUCCAACCAGAGGAAACCUUCUCCAUCACCACGAACAUCCCUUCCGGAAGAGCAUAUCUCAUCCCUUAUCUCCCGUACCAACAUCCAGCAACGUCGACAAUGACGCUAACCAGCAACUGCAAGGCGAGAUGACAACUGGCGAGUCAAGGUCUGCUAGCAAUCUCAAUCAGGACAUGGUUCCUCAGGCUGGCAAUUCGCAGGGUAGGCCUGAAUAUGCGAAGCAGGAAAAAAGCGUCUAGAUGCUGGCGUCUGUGGCACAGCUAGCCAAUCCCCUGAGUGACCAGCGAUCACAGAAGCUGAACGAUGGACUAUGGACCAUGGGCGGUGGACUAAGGACCAUACUCUUAUCCUGGUACGGUGGCCUAAUACAUGGUGGUGUUGAUCCGGUAGAUAUAUGCGAACGAGAUAUUCGACAGUGUGACCUGCACAUGCCUCGCAAGGACGGGUACUAGGCCUGUCGAGAGAUACGACAGUGGGAGAGCGAGAACGGCUACCCGAGGCUGCCCAUAAUUGCGCUGUCGGCUAAAAUAAUGUCGAUGUACAUGACAAGUGCUUGUCGGUCCGAUUCGGCGACUACGAGACGAAGCCGGUGGAUUUCAUCAAUCUCAGCAAAACCAAGUUUAGGUUCUCUGAGGGGAGCGCGCCCGCAACGGGAAUUGAUUGGUGAAAAAGACUCUCGAUGCCACUGGUCGCAAAUCCUCAUUCCGGGCGAGCUGAAGAGCAACCCA